AUAUAUUCAAUUAUUCUGUGACCACAUCUGCAAUUUCCCAUCUACGAUAUUGGGAAUAUUGGGGCUCGAGAACUAUCAAGACAGAGAAACAGAAAAUGAAGCCAACGCCGGCGGAGCUCUACGUUGAGAUGGAAGAUCAAGCGUCGACGAUGGAGAUGGAUGUCGAUGACGCUGAAGCACUAGAUAUCUUCAGAGAAGGUCCGUUAGACACCGCCGACCACCACCGUCUCACCGAUUCCGAUUUCUUCAACUCAUUCGAAGACGAUUUCAAUGAUGCCGACAUCAACUGAUGCUAAUGUUUCGGUUGGUAAAUGGUAACAGUUUCGAUGUUGUUGUUUCCUUUAGCUCUACUUGUUGUAUCUAUGGCAAAUCUGCUCCUUAAUCCAAUCCGAAUUAAGCUGUUGUAGUUUGUGAGCUACAUUUUCUACUCCAAUCUGUUACUUAAAUCAGCAUCCUGUUUCUCUUA
Lactuca sativa (garden lettuce) is the source of this 466-nucleotide messenger RNA. RefSeq names its product small acidic protein 1. The record is from RefSeq and is a predicted model, not a curated record. Lineage: Eukaryota; Viridiplantae; Streptophyta; Magnoliopsida; Asterales; Asteraceae.